UGUCGGAGUCGCUCAGUCAGCUGAUGCCCGGGCGUCAAGGGGGACCUGUGCUCCGUCGCUUCCACCUCUGCUCGCUCUCUCGGUGCUAUAUGAAUCGUUCGAAUUUGUGAGGGAUUUUUAAAAAGUUUGUCGUUUGCUCGACACCAUGAGUGGCUUCGACGAAAUUCUGGGAACGGAAAUCGAAGUUCGGAAAAGAACUUUAGAUCAGCAGUCGCUUGACACAGACAAGGACCUUCCAGAUGCCGCGUUAGACCCGGAUUUAUUCCCCGAAUUUAGUAAGCUCCUGGAGGAUCACGAGCCAGGGGACGACGACAGCCAGGGAUGCCCACUGCCAGGAACGCCGGAGGACGAGUCCCUCAUCGACUCGAAGGAGGAUGAAGAAUUGCGUCACAGAGUAGUCAAUCACGAACCUCACGAUGACGAUCUUGCACUCAGUUCCAUGGCCCAGAGUGCCUUCGAGACUGCGGAGGAGUUAGUGCACAAGGUCUGGGAAGAAGUUUCGAGUUGGAAGACACAACCUUUCUCAAAGCUGCCCAAGUGGCUCCAAGACAACGAUUUUCUUCAUCACUGGCACAGGCCUCCACUCCCCUCGUUCGCUGCCUGCUUCAAAUCUAUAUUUAGGAUCCACACUGAAACGGGAAAUAUUUGGACACAUCUUCUAGGAUGCAUGGCAUUCAUCGGAGUAAUGGUGUAUUUCUUGACGGGAUCGUCACUUGGUCAACACUGGGUACAGGUUGACAUCAAGGAGAAGCUCGUAUUCACAGCGUUUUUCAUCGGUGCCAUCUUCUGCUUGGGUCUCUCCUUCACCUUCCAUACAGUCUCAUGUCACUCUGAGUUUGUAGGAAAACUCUUUAGCAAAUUGGACUAUUGUGGGAUUGCCUUGCUGAUUAUGGGAUCCUUUGUACCAUGGUUGUACUAUGGGUUUUACUGUGACUUCCAACCAAAGCUUAUUUACCUAACUGCAGUGGUUCUCCUUGGAAUCACCACAAUUGUUGUAUCACUAUGGGAGAAGUUUAGCACACCAACAUUCAGACCAUUGCGAGCAGCCGUGUUCUUGACAUUUGGUUUGUCAGGAAUCAUCCCAGCUGUGCACUACACUCUGAUUGAAGGAUUUGACUAUGCCAUCACACGUGCUUCCUUAGGCUGGCUUAUUCUUAUGGGGGCAUUGUAUGUCUUGGGUGCACUGCUUUAUGCUGUACGUGUUCCUGAAAGAUUCUUCCCAGGCAAAUGUGAUCUAUGGUUCCAGAGUCACCAAAUCUUCCACAUUCUGGUGAUUGCUGCAGCAUUCGUCCAUUAUCAUGGAAUAUCCGAGAUGGCCAUGUACCGCCUUACACACGGGGAUUGUACAGCAGAAAAUCUGGCAGCGAUCGAAGCGCAGGACAUCCUUUAGGAUUUAUGAAAUGUUAGUCAAAUAUGCGAGUGUGAAAGAAUCUUUUUCGUUCUUUGAUAAUUAGGAAAUUGUCUUGAUUAUAAACCUUAUUUUAUAUUUUUAUUUAUUUUAAUACAGGUUUUUUAUUUUUUUUUUUAUUCUUUGUUGCCAUUUAGUGAAUGUAUGUGAACUGUGGCAAAUUUGCAGGCAUCAGGUUGGACAUUUAAGGAGGCCAGUGUUAGUGUUAAAAUAUUUUAGUGUCUGCUAAGAUUAUCACAAACUAGGCAAUCUGCUAAAAUGUGCAAGUUGUAAUUUUUAAAGUGGCAUUUUUUUGUGACAAUCUUUAAGGUAUGUUAGAUACAUGGACUUUAAAGACGUUCGACAAAAUCAUGUUUUGGUGUUAUAAUUUGUGUCAUGCAAUCUUAUUUCCUAGAAAAUGUGAUUGGAAAAAUGAAAGGAAAAGAAGAAAUAUUUUGCAGAAAAUUAUAAUUAUUUACUUUUUGUUGAUUGUGUUAUGUUGAUAUUUAGCAUUUUGUAGAAGGAAGUGUAUAUUUUAAUGAAAGAGCCUAUCAUUUUUGUGUUUAAUUUUUACUUUAAAACAUGGAAACCUUAAAAAAGAUAACUUGUUUGAACCCCAUACUUUUUCAAAUACAAAGAAAUGGAAAUCUAAUGAAGGAUCAAUCAAAGAAGAAAUUCAGAGAGCAAGUGUGUUAAAUAUUGAAUUAGUUUUUGAAUGCCAUCAAUACCUUGUUAUAUGAGGGAAAGGUUAAUAGCAGUUUUCAAAGCAUGUGGACAUAUAUAUAUUUUUUUCUUUGUCUUCCUUUUUUUCCCUUCCUUUUUUCUUUUUCUUUUCCCUUAAGACAUUUAGAAGGGCUUUCAUUUAUUUGAGAAUGGAGGUUAAAUUGGUUGCCGAAUGAAACAGAAGGCGAAUGAGGAGGAUUUCAUCAUUCCAUAAGCUGGAUUUUCCUUUGAUUACACAUGCUUAGAAUCAAGGAAGUACAGUGCUCUUUUCAGUGAAAAAUGGUUGCCAUUUGGUUUUGCGAAAUGAAUGUUUUAUAUAUAUUUAUUUUUUAUUUGACUCGAAGUUUCCCUGCAGUUGUCUUGAAGUUUGUUAUUUUUGUAAUUAUAAGACUGGUGCAGAAACUUGAGGGGGCAUUUUCCAUUUCAAGAUCCGAUACAUAUUUUAUUGUUGGGUUUUACAGUUUCAGCACAAUUAAGUUACUGAGGUUAAGUGAUAUUUAUAUAUCAGAAGUACUCGGUACUUCCUAUAUCUGCCCUUUAUUCAUAAAUUAAAGAUACAGGAUUGUUUACUGAUUGUUUUAUGUAGCAGUUAUAAUUAGGACUGUCUUAGUAAUGUAACAGCCAUACCUGGAACACAUACAUACCCACAUUUAUGCACACUACGCCCACACCCACCGCAAACACAUACAUGCAUAUGCACAUACACAUAUACACACACAUUCAUGCAAGGGACUGGCAUGGAAACUAAUAUCUUUUCUGUAGAACUUGGUAGUUGGUGAAAUUAAUUACUUAUUUAGCUGUAUGCCCCUUAUGGAAUGAGUUAGAAGAUUUGUCACUUACGAAUAUUGCAAACAUGGGCAUAGCACACAUUUAGCCUGCUUGGUUAUGUGUGCAUGCAUAUCUGCUCUGAUGUGUGCCUGUUGUAUGUGUGUGUGCGUAUGUGUGCCUGUGCAUGUGCAGGAGUAAGCACAGUCAUAUUUGUGUGCUGUUGCAGGAAGUGGGCAUAGUGAAUUUACCUGCAUUGUUAUAGAAAGAACAAGAAGAAAUGCAGUUUUCAGUUGUCACUGAAGAGAGCUGUCUGUUUUCUCUUGUAGCUUUGCAAUAAUGUAUGAUAAUUUUAUGUAAAAUGGUACAAAACUGCUUUGUGUGUAUUAGUAGAUCAAAAUAAGAUCAGAAAAAUGAUACCAGAGAUGAAUAUGCUAAUUAAUUUCCUUAUGCAUUUAUAAUUGAUAAUGAAUGGUGAGAAAAUAAGUAUUACUGUUCAUUGAAGACAAGAUAUAAAUUUAUAUAUUUGAGGUGUAUUUUUUAUAGUGUUUGUGAAGCUGUAGGACUUACUUUCUGGUCAUCCUUAUAUGAUACGAUGUUUUGAUGUUGGGUUUUGAAAUUGUUCUAGAUUUAGGAGCUGCUCUUAUGGCAGAUUACAGCAGCCUUUGAAUGGAUGAACUAAAUGAAUUAUCUCUACAUUACUACCAGUACUAAUUUGAGUGUCUGACUUCUGUAGAGACAUCAGUAUUUUUUAAGUACUGUUUUUAAUCCCAGUGAAUGUGUUGUAUUAUCAGUCAAGACCAUAGACUUGCCAAGAAUAUUGCAGAAAUAUGAUGAAACCUUUCCAAACAUCUCAUGAGUCUCAAGAUGAUGUAGCACAAGUAUUUGGUUGAAAAAGUGCAUCAUUUAUCAGAGCACCCAAUCGAUCAUAUGAUAAAUCUCUCUGGAGAAUGAAUGUGAAUCUGCAUCUGAUUAAAGGGACUUGAAAUACUGCCUUGUUGUCAAUGUAGAGAAGACCACUGACAGGAAAUAUAAGCUGCAAGCUUUACAUUUGAAAAAUGGGAAAGAAAGAAAAUCGUAUGGGUAUCUAUAUUCUCCUUAUAUAUAUAUAUAUAUAUAUAUAUAUAUAUAUAUAUAUAUUAUAUAUAUAUAUAUAUAUAUAUAUAUAUAUAUAUAUAUAUAUAUUUAUAAUUUUUUUUUUUUUUUUUUUUUUUUUUUUAUAGUAAAUUCAGUUAUCAAUCUAGCCCACCAUGCAGAAUGUCAGAGUUUCAAGAUAACCAUAUAUGUGGUUUUGUUUACAGUCGCAUUCUGUGGCAGAUCAUCCUCAAUCAUACCAUGACUUCAUUUUUUAUUGACUAUCACUAUUGCUCAUUAUCAGCAGUAUGACCAUCAAUGCAACUGCUUUUAUCAUUAACAACAUUAAUAUAAUGAGGUUUAUGGCCCUUUCAUUUUCAAAUUCCCCAACAUGUCUCAUGUAGUGCCAUGAAGAUACUUUUAAAGGACCAGCAGUUAACAGAAAAGUAACCAGGCUUUUUUUGGCUAUUGACAAUCUUUUACUGAUGAAAAUUAUAAGGGUUUCCUAGCAAUGCAAAGACAUGUAAGAUAUCAUUAACACGCUGUCUCACACAGUAAAACCCAUGCCAAGAAAUGAAUGCAUUCAGCCACAGUUAUAAAUUCACAUACACUAUAAAUGAAUUGUAACAUAAUGUCUUGUAUUUUCCAUCAGAUUUUAUUUACUUUCUUCAGAUUAACUGUAAAAUGUAAUUAAAAAUGGUCCCUAUAUUAAUUAUAAAAUGUCAAGGAGGGUUAGAGAAACCCUAGGUGCGAGUGUUCUCACGUUCUCAAUAAAUGUCCCAACAAUAACCCUUUAAAAGUAUACCCUAUGGGACUUCAAGUUGACAGUGACCAGUGCAUACGGCACAACUAUCAUCUCAUCCUGUUAUGCCUCGGAGAUGUUUAAGAUACAAGUUAUGAAGUGUUUGUUAGUAUUUUGUAUCUUGGGCAUUACGUUAGAAUUAUUUUCAGGUACAUUUUUAUUAUUUAUGUAUUUUCUGUGAAUGUAUAGUUAGUUGAUGGAUGAAGCUGAAAUAUGUGUAUUUAAUAUUGUAAAGAUGCAUAUAUUGUACUUUUAUUUAUUUAUGUCUGUUUGUUGUAUUCACCCUUGCUAAUCAUUGGCUGCAACUUGCAUAAAGGGUUGCAACUUCAAUACACUCAUCCUUUGUUAUGCUCUGUAAUGAAAAUAUAGAGGAAAUAUAUUAUAAUGAAUACA
Messenger RNA from Penaeus monodon (black tiger shrimp), 5144 nucleotides. RefSeq names its product adiponectin receptor protein-like. The transcript has 7 exons. Bases 146 to 1390 code for a protein of 414 amino acids. Gene Ontology annotation, biological process: adiponectin-activated signaling pathway. Gene Ontology annotation, molecular function: signaling receptor activity. The record is from RefSeq and is a predicted model, not a curated record. NCBI's taxonomy places the organism in Eukaryota, Metazoa, Arthropoda, Malacostraca, Decapoda, Penaeidae. Gene Ontology annotation, cellular component: plasma membrane.